AUGGCAGAUUUACCACGAUCUUCUGAGGCCGCUCACCCAGACUCUUCCCACCAUCUCUCUGCUCUACUAUCCUCAUACACCGGUCUCUGGCCCACUCGUCACCUAAUUUCAACCUUCCAGGACAUCUACAAGUCCCUCCCAGAAUCCCUCAAGGCCAAUAACAAUGAAUCAAUUACCAGUCUCCGUGCACAGGUCAAAGCAGCCACACCCAGCGUUGCAGAACUAAUAGGGACAGACUCCCGCCCCGGCCUAAUUGAUGCUAAUACCGGACGGCAUUUGACACAUAAUGCCAUCCGGCAGUUCUUAAAGAAUUUUAAGAUUCCCGUGGGACCUUCCCGUCAUGGAAAGCCCCGCAUCGCUGUCAUUUUGCCUAACGGCCCUCUUAUGGCAUUGGCUGUUCUUUCUUUUGUCAAUAGGUAUACCAUUGUCCCUAUGACAACGAACACGGUGCCAGAGCAGCUGCACGUGGAUAUAGAAAAUGCGGGAGCUGAUGCUGUUGUCGCGCUGGAUGCUGACGUUGGCAAGUUGCAGUUGAACAAUGGUAGUCGGCCAGUGUUUGGCAUUGAGCAGCUUGAAGACAUGACUUUCCGGGUGGUCUCUGCAAAGAAUGCCUCUAGUGCAUGUGAGGUCCACCCCAAUUCUGGGGACGACAUUGCCAUUAUCCUGUUUACCAGUGGUACCAGUGGUACUAAGAAGCUGGUCCCCAUCACAACUUACAACCUCAUUGCGGGUACUAUGGCUACCAUCGAGUCGGUGGAACUGUCCGAGACAGACACAUGUCUAAAUAUGAUGCCGUUGAAUCAUGUUGGUGGCAUCAUGCGCAGUAUCUUCUCCCCAAUCCUUGCCGGCGGUGCUACAAUAUGUUGCCCAUCGUUUGACCCCAGCAUGUUCUGGGAUGCCGUGCAAACCCCUCAUAUGACACCAACCUGGUAUUACGCCACACCCACGAUGCACCAAAUGUUUCUGGCGGAAGCCGAGCACCGUCCUGAUGCUGUCAAGCAAAGCGCAAUUCAGUUCAUCUGCAACGCUGGUGGUGGUCUUCCUCCGACGCUUGCUGUGCAGCUUCAUAAUACUUUCCAUUGCGCUGUUCUCCCCAGUUAUGGCAUGACUGAAUGUAUGCCUAUUGCUGCGCCGCCGAGGAACUAUAAUCUUGAUCGCGAGGGGACAUCGGGAAGAAUUGUUGGUCCUGAAGUUGCAAUCCUGACCGAGAAUGGCGAGCCUGUCUCGCAAUAUGGGAUGCUCGGGCACAUUUGCAUUCGCGGAUCACCCGCUUUCGAGGGGUAUCUGACUCCCGAGGGCAAGAUUGAUACCAGUGCAUUCAAUGAAGCUGGUUGGUUUGAUACUGGCGAUCUUGGACACCUCGAUGCCGACAACUACCUCUACAUCACUGGCCGCAGCAAGGAGGUCAUCAACCGUGGUGGCGAAAUUAUAUCUCCCGUCGAAGUUGAAAACGCCGUGCUGACCUCGGCCAAGGAUCCCGGAUCCCCACUGUAUGGUCGCGUCACCGAGACAUUAGCCUUUUCUGUCCCAGAUGAAGUGCUACAGGAAGUCGUCGGGGUGGUUAUCGUCACACCUCCGGGCUUCACUAGGCCAGAUCUUCGCCAGAUACACGAAGCCCUGCAGCCUAUUAUCCAUCAACCUAAGUGGCCGGCUCUGGUAGUAUACAUGGACGGUGUGCCGAAAGCGAACAACAAGAUCCAGCGCAUAAAGCUUGCAGAGAGGUUGUCUCUGGAGACCUUGACCACGACCACGCCCCUGGCAAACCGACACUAUGAAGCUGUCUGCCCACCCACUGGGGCUCCGCUCACUGCAUUGAUUCCGAAGACAGCCUGUGUCAUCGAUGAUAAAAUUAUUCGCUCGGUCAUUACCAAGAAGGAGAGUACCGCUGAAGUGCACGUACAAAUAAGCCCGCGUGACGGGCUUGCGCAAGUUGCUUUGUUUGUCCAGAACCCAGAUGAUGACCAUGUGACGCCCGCAGAGCUUCUCAGCCAGCUUGAUGGCUACCUCAUCCCUAGCCGCAUCAUUCCCCUCAAAGGUCCCAUGCCGGUGGAUUUCUAUGGAAAUCCAGACCAGGCUGCUAUCAAUGAUGCCAUCCACGCCCGCAACUCGGAUGGUGACCUGUCACCCACUCAGCGCCGCGUGCGUGAGAUCUUUGCUGCUGCCUUGUCCUGUGCACCAGAGGAGGUAUCCGCUAUUACAGACUUUUUUGCUGCUGGUGGUGAUAGUCUUAGUGCUGGUCGUAUGGUUUCGCAACUUCGUCGCGAAUUCAAUAUCUUCCUCGCCGGUGACAUUCUCUUCCACCACAGCACCAUUGGAGAGAUAGAGCAGAAGAUAAUUGAAGCUGUUGAAGUCAAGGCUGCCAAGGGCGACGACGGGGAAGUUGAAUUGCCUGGGUGCGAGAAGACAUACAGCAGCACGAACCCGAUUAUCUUGAUCCUACACCUGUUCCCGACUGUGUUAUUUUUCCCCAUGAAGCGCGCCUUCCAGUGGAUGAUAUUUGCAUACAUCGUGGCCGAGUGCUCAAAUCGGUUCCCCGUUCGUGAUAACCUCAUCGGUCGUUUGAUGCUGGUUGUUUUUGCCGUGAUGUCUGCUCGCUUGAGUUCACAAGUUGUGUCACCAAUCCUUGCUAUCACAUUCAAGUGGCUUGUCAUCGGUCGCUACAAGGAGGGCAUGUACCCAAUGUGGGGCCCGUACCAUACGCGCUGGUGGUUAACGCAGAAGGCAUUGCAGGUGUGCGGAAAGGGCCUCUUCAACAAAUACAAUUGGUCCCGCAUCCUCUUCUAUCGUUUACUAGGAGCAAGGAUUGGAUGGAAUGUUACCAUGUCCGCAUCUGCUAAGCUGGGAGAGUAUGAUCUGAUUGAGAUUGGUGACAAUGUCGUUUUGGAUACUUGUCUUUGCCGUCCCUUCGGUGUGGAGCGCAACACGUCUAUGCUUUUGAAGCGCAUUCGCAUUGGCAAGGACUCAUCUAUUGGCAUCAAAUCGGUUGUUGCUCCUGGUGCUGAUAUCCCAGAGAGAACCUGUAUUGGUCCCAACUCGUCCAGCUGGGAACUCCAGGACGCCGAUGAGUCUAACCGCCAAUUACUUACCUCUCAGAUUCCCCAGCCUCACUGGUUCUGGGUUCUCAUUAUCGUGCAGCCAAUCAAGUUGCUCACCUGGAUGGCUGCUCGUGUCACUUGGAUGGGUGGUCUUAUUCCUAUGGUCCUCGAGUUCCCUACCCCCGCGGCCGACAUGUUCCGGUCUACCUUAGAUUGGUAUACCAGUGAUCAACGGAUUGCAUUCCAUAUUACCGCAAGAAUCUGUCGUGCUGUUGGCGGUCCGAUUGUGCUCUUCAUUGCUGUGUUGAUUAUAAAGUCUUUGCUCGAUCUCGUCUGUGGCAAGCCAAAGCCUGGUCCUGCAUCAAAACAGACCACUCGCCAAAAGGUGCGCAGUGCUGUACUUGCGCAGAUUCUACCUGCCGGUGACUUCCACGAGCUCACCCGCCUUACUGGUCGUCAUUAUGAAUUUGUCUCGAUGGCUGUCCGAGCCCUUGGGGGCAAAGUUGGCAAGCAUGUCUACUGGCCCAGUGUCGGUCCCGUCACUGUAGACUUUGAUCUUAUCGAGGUUGGUAACGAUGUUGUCUUUGGCUCUCGCUCGACUCUGGUCACAUCUGAUGGUUACGGUCGUGAUCGCAUCGUGAUUGGUGACGGCACCAUGGUUGGUGAUCGCGUCGUUGCUUUACCUGGUGCUACCAUCGGUCGUGAAGCCAUGAUCGGCUCUGGUGCUCUACUCCGCCGUAAUGGUGACUAUCCUGCCAACACUGUCUGGACUGGUAGCAAGGGCGGCGAGGCUAUACAGUUCCCAAGUUCUACUACCACCUCAACCUCUACUUCGACCGCCCCGACUAUCAUCGGAGACAGUAGCAGCAGCCCUAGCAGCGACAACGAAGAAGAGAAAACAAUUAACGAGAAGCAACCCAAGUUUGACAGUAAGAAUAAGAGCAACGCUGUCACUGAGAUUGCUGAGAAAGUCACCGAUACGUGCAAGCCAUUCGGUCGCGCCUUCUACCGCGGCGAAGCCAACUACUACGUCCUCCGCAUGUGGCAAAUUGUUAUCUAUUCUGUUUUUUCAGUUAUUGUCACCACUGUCUAUUGGCUGCUUACCGUCUUGUUCUCCCUUUUCGCUCUCCGUGCUGUCCUGGACUAUAGUGAUGCCGCUGGUUUCAAGCAGGGCGCCUGGCGGCCAUUCGCUCUCUACGGCCUUCUCGCCUCGAUUCUAUCUGUGAUCACCGCAGCUCAAGUUUUCCUCGCCUUUGGCAUUGUUCUUUGCAUUAAAUGGACGGUCGUGGGCCGUCGCAAGGAAGGUGCCUUCCACUGGGACAAGAGCAGUUACAACCAGCGCUGGCAAUUUCUCCUUUCUUGCGAGACGUUGAUCAAAGACUGUUAUGACGGAAAUGGUCUCCUACCCAUGAUAAGUGGCACCGCCUACAUUUCCUGGUACUACCGCCUCUUGGGUGCGAACAUUGGCAAGGACUGUGCAAUCCACGCCAACGGUAGUCCCAGCAUCUUCUUCACUGAGCCUGAUCUCCUCACACUUGGUGACCGUGUUGCUGUGGAUGACGCUAGUUUGGUGUGCCACUUGAACUCGCGUGGUGGAUUUGAGCUGCACACCUUGAACGUUGGGGACCGGAGUAUCCUGCGCGCUGGAUCACGGUUGAUGUCCGGUGCUUCAAUGGGCCAGGAUGCUUGUCUUUUGGAACAUACCCUGGUCCUUUCGGGUGACCAUGUUGAGAAUGGGGAUACGCUUCAGGGAUGGCCCGCUGAGGGCUUUGAAGGGAGACGUGUUUAA
Penicillium griseofulvum is the source of this 4824-nucleotide messenger RNA. Its product is annotated as non-ribosomal peptide synthetase. The record is from RefSeq and is a predicted model, not a curated record. The coding region runs from base 1 to 4824 and encodes 1607 amino acids. The transcript has 3 exons. Gene Ontology annotation, biological process: fatty acid metabolic process. NCBI's taxonomy places the organism in Eukaryota, Fungi, Ascomycota, Eurotiomycetes, Eurotiales, Aspergillaceae. Gene Ontology annotation, molecular function: phosphopantetheine binding; medium-chain fatty acid-CoA ligase activity.